Messenger RNA from Tribolium madens (black flour beetle), 2037 nucleotides. It is a transcript of the gene Ssadh, whose product is annotated as glutarate-semialdehyde dehydrogenase. Gene Ontology annotation, biological process: GABA catabolic process. The coding region runs from base 148 to 1638 and encodes 496 amino acids. Gene Ontology annotation, molecular function: succinate-semialdehyde dehydrogenase (NAD+) activity. Lineage: Eukaryota; Metazoa; Arthropoda; Insecta; Coleoptera; Tenebrionidae. The transcript has a single exon. The record is from RefSeq and is a predicted model, not a curated record.
UUGCGCGCGCGUAAACCCCAAUCAUCUGUUUUCUAAAAAUAACUUGACAUUUAUUUUGUGGUUAUGUUCAAAUUAAAAUGACAUUGUGUGGGUCAAUUCAAUUCACAGUGUCUUAACCCCACAAUUUCAGUCACGCAACGCCCCAACAUGUUGAAAACCCCCUGGAUUCGCACUUUGCAAGCCCGCUCGAUGCACCUCCUCAAAGACAAAGCCUUCAUCGACGGCCAAUGGCUCCCCGCCCAAUCAAACAAAGUCUUCUCGGUGACCAACCCCGCCACGGGCGAAGUCAUCGGCACCGCCCCCGACAUGGACCAAUCCGACACCCAGAGUGCCAUCGAGGCGGCUGCCACCGCCUUCAAAACCUGGCAAGACACCACCGCCAAAGACCGCUCGCAUUUCUUACGAAAAUGGUACGAUUUAAUGGUACAAAACCAUGAAAAUCUCGCCAAAAUCGUAACCCUCGAGGCGGGGAAACCCCUAGUGGAGUCCCGCGGUGAAGUCACCUACGGCAACUCCUUCAUCGAGUUUUUCUCCGAAGAGGCGCGCCGCAUCCAUGGGGAAAUCAUCCCAAGUCCCACCCCUACGAAAAAAAUCCUAGUGGAGAAGCACCCAAUUGGAGUCGCCGGACUUAUAGCCCCCUGGAACUUCCCCCAUGCGAUGAUCACACGCAAAGCAGGCGCUGCUUUAGCCUCGGGUUGCACUUGUGUGAUCAAGCCGGCUGAGGAUACCCCUUUUACAGCGCUUGCUUUGAUGGAAUUGGCACAACAAGCGGGGAUUCCCAAAGGGGUACUCAAUGUGGUGACCAGCAGUCGGGAGAAUGCCCCCCAAAUCGGGAAUUUACUAUGCGAGAGCCCUCUAGUAGCCGGGAUAUCAUUCACGGGCUCCACACAAGUGGGGAAACUGUUAUACCGACAGUGCUCCUCAGGGAUUAAAAGAAUCGGACUUGAAUUAGGCGGGAAUGCCCCUUUUAUUGUUUUUGAUUCGGCCAAAGUUGGCAAUGCUGUUAAGGGGGCCAUGGCGUCGAAAUUCCGCAAUUGUGGGCAAACUUGCGUCUCCUCAAACCGUUUCCUCGUCCAAAGACAAGUCUACGACUCGUUUGUUGAUCAAUUGGUGAAGGAAAUCCAAGGUUUGAAGAUGGGCAAUGGGCAAGAAGCGGGGGUUCAAGUGGGGCCGUUGAUAAACCACACGCAGUUUGAUAAAGUCUCAGAUUUGGUCAAGGAUGCGGUCAGUAAGGGGGCAAAGGUUUUGACAGGGGGCAAACCCGCGACACAAUUUGGGGAACUGUUCUACGAACCUACCGUUUUGACUGAUAUUAAAGAAAAUAUGAGGGUUUAUACCGAAGAGGUUUUUGGGCCUAUUGUCAACAUUUUUCGAUUUGAAACGGAAGAGGAGGGUCUUCGGAUUGCCAAUAGUACGGAAAGGGGGCUAGCGGGGUAUUUCUACUCGGAGGAUGUUGCUCAGAUUUUCAGGGUGGCGAGGAAACUCGAAGUGGGGAUGUGUGGGGUUAAUGAAGGGAUUAUUUCGACGGCAGAGGCGCCCUUUGGAGGGAUUAAGGAGUCGGGGUUAGGGAGGGAAGGGUCCCAUCAUGGGAUCGACGAUUUCACCUAUAUUAAGUAUAUUUGUGUCGGUAAUUUGUGAAUAUUUUUUCAAUUUUAAGCAUUCCAUAAGUGAUGGAAAAGUGUUUUUUUAUCACUCUUAGUGAAUGUUAAUGAACUUUACUAGGCUAUUUCCGCGUUGUUAGAUGUGCUUUUGCCAAGUUGUUUAAAUAUAGUUUCUUAAGUGUCAAGAGCUACCUGUAUUUUUUCUGUUAUUUAGUUCUAGGAAAAAAAAAUCGUUUUGUCAAGUUGUAUAAAAAAAAGUCUUCCACAAAGUCUUCCAUUUUGCGCCUUUGGCAAAUAUUUUUUGUUUCUAAUAGAAUCAAGUGGUUAUUUAGUAAUAGAUUAUCUAUCAAAGUGUUUUAUUCUCAUUUCAACUCAAUGUUCAUGUGUUAUUUCUAUGUAUAAUUGUUUUUUUUUUGUUUAAUAAAUCUGAAGUAAA